AUGGUCCAGAAACGGCGGGGUAUGUUCCGGAUGUGGAAUAUCGUCCUGAUCAACGUCGCCUUUGGACUCGCCCUUUAUGGCAUGUUUAUGAACCGGGGCGGGCCGGUGCCCUCGGUCCAUUCCUUUGGCGCUUCCAACCUGGGCUGGGUGUUCCUGCUCUUCCUGGCGGUGGGAGUGAUCGUCCCCUUUGUUGUCUUCUUCUGGCGGUACCACCUGCUGAAGAGCGCCCAAAACCUGGAUUCCAUGCUGUCCCGCGAGGCCGCUUUUCUGGUCAACAACAUCCUCUUGCUGGGCAUCGCCUUCGUUACCCUCUGGGGCACGGUGUAUCCCCUGUUCGCCAGGCUCGGCGGGGGUGAGGAGAUAACCAUUGCCCGUCCCUUCUACGAUCAGGUCAACGGCCCGCUGAUGCUGGUCCUGGUCCUUUUGAUGGGCGUGGGCCCGCUGCUGCCCUGGCGUCGCGCCAACUGGGCCAGCCUGCGUCGCGCGCUGCUGUUUCCGGCCUCCGCGGCGGCUAUAAUUACAGUUUUUUUGGCGGCGCUGGUUACGCGUCAGCCCUUUGCCCUCAUCGGAUUCGGCCUUUGUGCCUUUGUGUCCUCUGGAAUCCUCCUGGAAUGGUGGCGCGGUAUGCGGGCCCGCCAUCGCACCUCCGGAGAGAUUUAUCCGCUGGCUCUCCUUCGGCUGAUUGCGGGUAACCGUCCCCGGUAUGGCGGCUACAUCGUCCACCUGGCGGUGGUGAUGGUGGCCCUGGGAGUUUUGGGCGGCUCGCUUUUUGACCUUCAGCGUGACGUGGUGCUGGCCCCGGGCGAUAGCUAUGCGAUUGCCGGGUACGAGUUGCGCUAUCUGGAGACUUCCCAGGCCAUCAAGUCCGACCGCACCGAGUAUAUAUCCACCCUUGAGUUGUACCGGGACGGGGCGCUGCUCGAGGAGAUGCAGGCUCGCCGGAGUUUCUACCCCUCGUUCAACAUGGCUUCAACGCUGGCGGCAAUCCGGUCCACGCCCGUUGAGGACUUUUACGCGGUUCCCAGCGAGAACCUGCCCGACGGCUCGGUGGGCUUCCGCAUCCUGGUGAAUCCGCUAAUCUGGUGGAUGUGGGUUAGCCGGUCCGGUAAUGAUCCUCGGCACGGUGGUAGCGUUGUGGCCGGAAGGGCAAGGGAACAGAACCCGCAAAGACUAAGGGAAAAGGCUCCGCAAAGACUCGGGGAACCGGCCAGCGUUUUAACGAUGUCUGAUGCUGACAGUCCGGCGGCAGUAGCACCCAAUUCGGGCGAAACCGGACCAACUCCGGCAUGA
This is a messenger RNA of Geodia barretti, 1290 nucleotides long. The record is from the annotation of a GenBank genome assembly. Lineage: Eukaryota; Metazoa; Porifera; Demospongiae; Tetractinellida; Geodiidae.